CGCAUCUGACCAUCAACGAUGUCGCGCUCCAACAACACCGCGUCGUCUUCACGAAGACGCCUAACAACUGAGGAGGUGGACUCACAACGAUCGACCCAAGGGCAUCAUGAUCGCAAACCUUUCCGAAACGGAGAAGCCAAACCUAGAGUCCAGGAUGAGGAAGAAGACGAUGACUUGGAAGAAGACGACGACCCCGCGCUGCAGUGGAAUGUCGACAACUUUGUGAACGUUCCGGUUGGUCCAGAGGGCAUCAAAACCCUGCGAGACCUCAAGAAGCACUUUCUGACGGUGCAGACGAAGCUCGACUCUGGUAUCAAUAUGGGGAAGGAAGUGGCGUGCGCCUUGGAACGGGCGAAAGAAAACCAUCCUGCCAUCGCUGAGAUCCAAGAGGGCAUCCUCCGCAUGAUCGACCAGAAGAGCAUCCUGAAGCUGCGUCAUGACGUGAUUGACGACAUCAUUGGCAAGAUCAAUCACGAGAACCACAUCAGCAACAUGCAAGACUACUACACCAAGCAGGUAGAGGAUCGUAUUGCCGAGUACGAGGCGCAGACUGCCCGCAUGAAGUACAAGACGAACGAGGGGUUUGUGUCGUUCCGCAGCGCCGUGUGGGAAGUGAACCACGAAGACGAAGCAUGUCCGCCCAUGUCACAUUGGCUGCCGCGCGAAGCGGGCGACGAGGACGACGACGACGACAUCGAGGUCGGUGGCACAACGCAGCGUUACACCUGCCCCAUUACACUUGUUGCCUACAAGAACGCCGUCACAAGCAAGACGUGCAACCACUCAUACUCAAAGGACGCAAUCAUGGAGAUCAUUACGAGCGCACGCCGAGGGAACCGCGCGGCACGAUGUCCGUUCAGCGGGUGCAACGCUACCAUCACUGCGCAGAUACUCGUCGAGAAUCCUGACUUGCAGCGCAAGUCGGACAGGCACGUCGAGCGCGAGCGGCAGCGCGCUGAGGAGGCCGAGGAGGAGGAGGACGUGCUUGAACUUUGAGCAAGAUUGUAUUGUCUACCGACGUAUGUAGAUAUUAGUUGCAUUGCGCAUGCCCGCGCGCGGGCUAUUAGAGGACGAGUAGGUGAAUAUACAACACAAAUGUC
Messenger RNA from Cutaneotrichosporon oleaginosum, 1100 nucleotides. RefSeq lists its product as uncharacterized. Lineage: Eukaryota; Fungi; Basidiomycota; Tremellomycetes; Trichosporonales; Trichosporonaceae. The record is from RefSeq and is a predicted model, not a curated record. Gene Ontology annotation, biological process: protein sumoylation; double-strand break repair via homologous recombination. Gene Ontology annotation, cellular component: Smc5-Smc6 complex; nucleus. Gene Ontology annotation, molecular function: zinc ion binding; SUMO ligase activity.